Molecule: messenger RNA, 514 nt
Organism: Manduca sexta (tobacco hornworm)
Lineage: Eukaryota; Metazoa; Arthropoda; Insecta; Lepidoptera; Sphingidae
Product: inositol 1,4,5-trisphosphate receptor type 2-like
Exons: 3
Coding region: 164-481 (105 amino acids)
Source: RefSeq, a predicted model, not a curated record
GAUCUUCAGGUUCAAACAUCUCGCCACGGGACAUUACUUGGCUGCCGAGGCGUGUACCAGGCCUCCUGACGCGCAGGUGGAGCCCGGCGAGCCCGCGUACCAGCUGGUGUCGGUGCCGCACUCGUCGGAGAUCGCCACGCUGUUCGAGCUCGACCCCACCACCAUGACGCACUCCGACGCGCCCGUGCCGCAGAGCAGCUACGUCAGGUUACAGCAUUUAUGCACGCAUACAUGGGUGCACUCGACCUCCAUACCUAUAGACAAGGAAGAGGAGAAACCCGUCAUGUCUAAAGUAAGCUCCCAUAUUACUCAAAAUAUUACGUACGCUAAUCGUAUUAAAUGCAAAUUGAAACUGUAUAUGAAAAUGUAUAAGGUUCACUUUGAUCAUAUACAUAAGGCAUAUACAAAUUUCAAACGUUUGCAAAAGUACGUAAGGUUGCGAUUCGAUUGCCUACGAAUUUUUCGCUUUUCUGUCCCCUAAUCUUUGUUAGAUUGAUUUAAAAGAUAAAGAAUU